AACUCUGCCUCGCUCACUCGUCGUCCGGCGCGCGUCCAAUAAAGAAGUAGGAGUGAGUCUGUCUCUCCUCGUCUCUCCUUCCCGUUCGUUAACCCGUUUCUGUCUCUCUCGCGAUCGAGCGAGUAUCCACACCCGACAAAGAAGAGAAAAAAGAUGUCUGGUUUAGCGGAUCCAGUGGCGUUCGCCAAGGAUUUCGUGGCUGGCGGUGUGGCCGCUGCUAUCUCGAAGACAGCCGUAGCGCCGAUCGAACGCGUGAAACUUUUGCUGCAGGUACAGCACAUCUCUAAGCAAAUCGCUGAAGAUCAGCGCUACAAGGGUAUGAUCGAUUGUUUCGUUCGUAUCCCAAAAGAGCAAGGAUUCUUAAGUUACUGGCGUGGUAACUUUGCGAAUGUCAUCCGAUACUUCCCUACUCAGGCUUUGAACUUCGCCUUCAAAGACAAAUACAAGCAGGUUUUCCUUGGAGGUGUCGAUAAGAAUACUCAAUUCAUGCGCUAUUUCCUUGGAAAUCUUGCAUCUGGUGGUGCUGCUGGUGCCACGUCUCUCUGCUUUGUCUAUCCGCUUGAUUUUGCCAGAACUAGGUUGGCUGCUGAUGUCGGUAAAGCUGGCGGAGGACGUGAAUUCAGUGGACUUGGUAAUUGCUUAAGCAAGAUCUUUAAAACUGAUGGUCUUAUCGGUCUAUACCGUGGUUUUGGAGUAUCCGUCCAGGGUAUCAUUAUCUACCGAGCAUCUUAUUUCGGUUUCUAUGACACUGCCCGUGGUAUGCUGCCAGAUCCCAAGAAAACGCCAUUCCUCGUUUCAUGGGGUAUUGCUCAGGUUGUAACUACCGUUGCCGGUAUCGUAUCUUAUCCUUUCGAUACGGUACGUAGACGCAUGAUGAUGCAGUCUGGACGUGCCAAGUCUGAAAUCUUAUACAAGAGUACUCUUCACUGCUGGGCCACUAUUUACAAAACGGAAGGUGGUAAUGCAUUCUUCAAGGGUGCAUUCUCUAACGUUCUUCGUGGUACUGGUGGUGCCCUCGUACUUGUAUUGUACGACGAAAUUAAGAACCUUCUUUAAAAAACUGCAACGAUCCUCACCUCAUUACCUUCACAAUCGCGAUCACAACCACCUUCAUCGUUAUCCUUGUCAUCCAAUUUAAUAGCAAUUCCCAGACCGAGAGACAGGUUACUAAGAGCUGUCGAUAACUUUAUAAAAUUCAUUUAGGCUGAAGAUAACUAACAGCAGCUCGUGAAAUGCAUGAAACUCGGCAGAAUACGUUAUAUCACGAAUUAGAAGAGUAUUCGCUUAAUUUAUUGCCGAAUUCAGUAUUUUAUUGCAGCAGCUCACGUUAUAUGUAAUUUUCAUAUUUCACUUCCAUUAUAGAAAACAAACAUACGUGUAUUUGCAAAAAGAAUCUUAGAAAUAUGUUUGGUGUGUAAUCACGUUACGUGCAUGUGAGAAGCUAAUAAUAUUGGAAAGGUAAUCGGUCUAUCUGACUUUGAAGUAAACAUUGAAGGUUAUCGUAGAAAAAUAAAACAGCAUAUACAAUUGAGCGAGAGAGGGACGCGCGACGAAAGAAUACUAACGGCGAUGGCGGGGCGCGUAGACCUGGGCCGCCCCCCGCCCUUAUUCUCGGCCCGUUGUAGAUAAUUAAUUAUUCGUAAUUAAUAAAAUAUCAUUUUAACGGUAUCAGCGAGAGUCCACCAAAGUAUGGAGGACAUUAAUUUAAUUUCACACUCCAGUCGACUAUGUGUAAGAUAAUGAGACGCGUUAUUCAAAAUGUAUGCAUCUGAUCUGUUCAUGUUAAGAUGCAUGCAGGGAAAGCAGCAAAUCAAUAAAAAAUGAUACAAAAUUUAA
This is a messenger RNA of Vespula vulgaris, 1836 nucleotides long. RefSeq names its product ADP,ATP carrier protein 2 (gene Ant). Gene Ontology annotation, biological process: mitochondrial ATP transmembrane transport; mitochondrial ADP transmembrane transport. Bases 154 to 1056 code for a protein of 300 amino acids. The transcript is spliced from 4 exons. Gene Ontology annotation, molecular function: ATP:ADP antiporter activity. NCBI's taxonomy places the organism in Eukaryota, Metazoa, Arthropoda, Insecta, Hymenoptera, Vespidae. Gene Ontology annotation, cellular component: mitochondrial inner membrane. The record is from RefSeq and is a predicted model, not a curated record.